Pyrus x bretschneideri (Chinese white pear) is the source of this 2286-nucleotide messenger RNA. RefSeq names its product ubiquitin-like-specific protease ESD4. Gene Ontology annotation, molecular function: deSUMOylase activity. Bases 343 to 1878 code for a protein of 511 amino acids. NCBI's taxonomy places the organism in Eukaryota, Viridiplantae, Streptophyta, Magnoliopsida, Rosales, Rosaceae. Gene Ontology annotation, biological process: protein desumoylation. The transcript is spliced from 9 exons. Gene Ontology annotation, cellular component: nucleus. The record is from RefSeq and is a predicted model, not a curated record.
AUCAAAAUUAAAAUUAGUCUCCAACUAAAUUCCAAAUAUUCAAAUAAAAAAAUUGGUCUCCCCACUUCCGUUCAAGUGAACACUCUGUCUUGUCUCCACUGAUUCUCUGGUGCGUUUCUAGGGUUUUGUUCCCUUCAAAUCUCCAAUAAAGACAUUGUCUUCCCCCUUUUCCCCUGUUCCUUCUCUUCGCGGCUUACCCAAAACCCUAAUUUUGGAUUCGAUUGCGUCACAGUUAGGGUUUAAGAUUCGCCAGCUGAUUGUUUCCCUAACAUGGUUUUCGUCAGAUGAGGUGUGAAUUUAUGGGAUGUGAAUUUCUAGCGUUUUUGAGCUCCGCGUCUGUCAAUGGGAGCGCUAACUAGCAAUCGUAAGCGAGGGGACGAGUGUUUGAGCUUCAAUUGUGCGCAACCAUCUCUGAAUUUGCCGAAUUUUCAAAGCUCGAAGCGUCACAGAUUGUCUCAUAUGAAUCAGAGCCCGAACCGACUCAUUAUCUCGUCUAAAAGCCCCGGUUCAAGGCUCUCUCGGUACCCUGAUAUAAAGCCGCCGUUGCCUAGAGUUCACGCCCCUUGCAGAACACAAAAAUUCGGGUCCUUUCGCGAUUCGAGUUCGAAAUCCAGAGGGGUUCCUGAGGGGCGGUCGUGUGACAUAAUGGGCAAUAUACUGAGUUACCAUUUGGACAAGGCAAAGAGCGAUGCCUUCGGUGCAUUUCGGUAUUCAAGCAAGGACAAGGAGGUCAUUGAAUUGGAUAAGAAGGUUGAAGAUGACCGGGUUUCUGAGGAUUCGAGCAUAGAAGAAGUUGUGGCUAUAAAGGAAGAUGACCAAGAAGGGCCUUCUGUGGUCGAUUAUGGGCAGGAUUUGGAGACGAAGAUGGUUGAUUGUGGAACUCAGGUUACCCAUCCAUCGGCUUCUUCAGUGGUUCCAGACUUGCCCACAACUACGAACGCCCCUUUCAAAGUGGACAGUGCAGGGAAGAUGUUGGACUCACUGUCGCUGAAUCAUGAUGCAGGUGUGCCAAGUAAGGCAGCAUACAAGCUGUUGAUUGAGAGUGUAGAGAGGCGAACUCCGAAAUUGAAACAUUUGGAUUCCCAGAUUGACUUCCAUUGGAAGAAACGGUCUAUGCUUGAAUCGCUGCGUCCACAAAAGAAACCCGAGGAGGUUGUGCCCGUUGAACCAUUUGUCCCUCUUAGAAAGGAGGAAGUGGCCCAGAUUGAGCAAGCAUUUUCGUCCUCCAACCGGAGGAGGGUCUUGGUAACUCAUGAGAACUCGAACAUAGAGAUAACAGGUGAACUUCUGCAGUGCCUUAGACCACGCGCAUGGUUGAAUGAUGAGGUCAUAAACGUCUACUUUGAAUUGCUGAAAGAGAGGGAGAAGAGAGAACCGCAAAAGUUCUUAAAAUGUCAUUUCUUCAACACAUUUUUCUACAAAAAGUUGAUAAGUGGGAAAGGUGGCUAUGAUUAUAAAUCUGUCAGAAGGUGGACUACCCAAAGAAAGCUGGGAUACAGCCUCAUUGAUUGCGACAAAAUAUUUGUUCCCAUCCACAAAGAAAUACAUUGGUGCUUGGCAGUUAUUAACAAGGUAGAUCAGAAGUUACAGUAUCUUGAUUCACUCAAAGGAAGGGAUACCCAAGUGAUGAGAAUAUUGGCUAAGUACUACGUUGAUGAAGUGAAGGACAAGAGUGGAAAGGAUAUCGAUUUGAGUUCUUGGGAAUUAGAAUAUGUUGACAACCUUCCUGAGCAGGAGAAUGGGUAUGACUGCGGCGUUUUCAUGGUUAAAUAUGCUGACUUUUAUAGCAGGAAUGUUGGGCUCUGUUUCAAACAGAAACACAUGCCAUAUUUUCGAUCGAGAACAGCGAAGGAGAUCCUAAAUUUGAGAGCAGACUGAUUGUGUCUACGAAGGUAGCUUUUGACAUGCUGUAGUACCAAUUAAGAGAGCGAUUAGCAACUAAUAGAUGUCAUCAGGAAGUAGGUGUGCCAAUCAAUGUGUACAUUUUAUUCAUAUAACGUUAAUGCCAGUCACGUGCCAGCUUCGUAUUUUUUGAAUGAUUUGAGAGUUGUCUGGGCGAGGUGAGUCCUGUAAGUCGAGGCUUAUCAGAGCACGAUGCAGAGAGUUUCAGAAGCUUUCGGUAUAACCUGAACACAAGUCCUAGACUGCAAGUUUCCUUUUGGUCCUUGUAUCUUAGCCAUUUGCCUUUUGUCUGUGAUUUAAGUUAGUUUAACAAUUGUAAGACAAGUUUUCUAAGGAAUAUCAAAGUUUCAUCUGUUUGGGCCAAUAUUUUGGCAGUAGACUAUA